This is a messenger RNA of Ylistrum balloti, 3220 nucleotides long. RefSeq names its product LETM1 domain-containing protein 1-like. The record is from RefSeq and is a predicted model, not a curated record. Gene Ontology annotation, cellular component: mitochondrial inner membrane. Gene Ontology annotation, molecular function: ribosome binding. The transcript has 9 exons. Gene Ontology annotation, biological process: intracellular monoatomic cation homeostasis. Lineage: Eukaryota; Metazoa; Mollusca; Bivalvia; Pectinida; Pectinidae. Bases 18 to 1136 code for a protein of 372 amino acids.
GUAAUCCGGCUGGAAUCAUGUUGUCCCGAACGACUCUAUUUUCGAGUCAUGCCUCGUGCAGAAACACUAUUCUCAGGUGCUGUAGUGAAAAAGCUUCCCAGAGUAAGCAUGUCGCCCCAGUACCAAAUCCAGAUGAAAUUCACGAUGAUCAUGACCGGGCUCUCCCUGUUCAGAGGAAAAUGCGAACCAAAGUCACUACACCCCUGUUAGAGGUCAUGUUAAAGAGAAUUGAAAAGAUACUUGAAGAAAGUAUGCCUAUAAAAGUAUUUAAGAAAUACACCUGGGCUAAGGAUGGUAUGUUUAAUCUCAAAGAGGAUGCAAAAAUAUAUUUUGAUGUCAGCAAAAGGAUCAGUAAUGGUGAUGAAUUCAGCACAUUCACACGGAAAGAGCUAUCUGUCUACAACCAGUUGCCACUGGAGAUGAAAAAAGCCAUUCCAAUAAUUGUGCUGUGUGGCGCACCAUUUGGAUUUUUUUUCCUGCCACUGAUGUUUGUGUUUCCUCAAUACACUUUAACGAGCCACUUCCUCACGGAUGAACAACUACGACAAGUGCACACUAGGAGACUGUACUGGAGAUUACACUGUUAUCCCAAUGUAAUGGAUGGUCUAAAAAUACAGAUCAGAAUGAUAACAGACCAGCAACAGGCUUAUAAUGGCCUCAAGUCAAUCAUUAUAAAGACUGAACAUGGUUGUCCAGUAUAUGCAGAUGAAAUUUUACGAACUGCACGAGGGUUUUCCAUCGAUCACUCAACUAACAAAUUUUGGGCCAUCAAGAGACGUUACUGGUGGCAGUUGGCAAAUUCCUUUGGGAUGGGUCGGAGUCAUGUGAAAGUGUAUAAUCAGAUCAUGGCAGUACACUAUAUAGAUAUGUGUAUAGUGAGGGAAGGCUUAGAGAAUCUAAGUGACAGGGAUCUACAAACGGCAUGUUAUGUUCGUGGGUUAAAUGCAGACGGUCUGACACGUGAGGAACAAGAAGAUUUCAUGAAGGAGUGGCUUGAAGUGAGCCUCCAUACUAACAGUGAUAAUAUAAGUAUGCUGUUACACACCAUAGUGUUUCUGAACUUUGAUGCCCCAACAAAUGUAAAACUCAUGCCACGAUGGUUUUGGAAGAAGAGGUUAAGGAUACCGGAGCACUGAUAAACUAGUAAAGACUUAACAAUUUGUAGGAGAAACAGGUUUUUGGCUGGAAACCAGAUAUUUUGUGUCUGCAGAUCGGCUCAAUACCAUGUCGCUGGCAAAUCCAGAACAUUUUACAAGUUAAGGAAAAUUCUAGGGUGGCAUACACAAUAUACACAAUUUGAAAUAUUUGAAAGUUUUUCAUUACUCCAAUCAUAGGUUCUUAUCAAAAACUUGAUUCCCUAAAAGAAUGUUGACGAAACAAGGCCAGUGGAGACUUAGGCCUAAUCUUAUUGUUCUUUCGGCGUUUAUUGACCCUCAAUACUCCAGGGAAUGCAAUCACUUUAGUUCUCUGUACCCCUAGAACAUUGUCAUAGCAAAACUGAAGGUUCCAUGUUCAACACCUUGUGAACAAGACAUACUAGUUUGAUUCUUGAUGUACAUCAAACGAAUCUUGAGGUAGCAUAACAGUAUAUUAAGUUGGGUGUUAAUCUUCAAAAGGAGUGUAUCAGCCUGUGAUAGGUCAGUCUUUCCUCCUGGAACCAAUCAGAAUACUUCGCUUGUGCCUUCUAUUUUGCCAUGACAUGUUCCAGGGGUGCAGAAAAAACAAAUUGAUUGUAACCCUUGGAGUAUCGAGAAUGGAGUUUAUCUAAACCACAUGGAUUUUGCACGUAAAAAGAAUUCUGGUUCUUCAAAUAAUUUAUAAUAUAUAAAUACAUCUUUUUUUAAUUUCAUUUCAAUAAAAAUAAUAAUGAUUUUUCUUUGAAUUAUCUUAUUUAUUGAAUGUUAGGAGUAUUUAUCUAAACUUUGAUUAUAACAUUUGGUAAUUUUUUAUAACAAUAUUGAUGUUCAGCUCAAAACAGACAAUCCUAUGCACUAAACAACUGAACUCUGUACAUGUCAUCAACACAUUAGUACCAGUUUCCUGAAAAUUAUCAGAUUGAAACAGAAAAUUCAGUCCUUUCCUGUUGAUUGUGUUUUCCAUGGUAUAUCUGUUUUUCUGAUACUCUUAAUUUGAAUGCAUAUUUUUUGAAAUAUAGAAAAAUAUUUCAGAGUGUACUUGAGAACAUAUCAGCAAAUUUUUUAUAGAUCAGCUGAAAAAAAUCAUAAUUCUCAUAUAAUCUUUGAUAUUCAACAGGAAACAGGGAGUUUCCAAUGAUGUUUUGUCUACAUUGUAUAUUUUCUCAGAUAUACAGAAAUUUUAAUCUAUUUUUAGAUUUAUAAAGCAUUUAUUGAAAGCUAUUAACAAGGAAAUUUUUAAAGAACAAAAGACCUGCAGUGUAUAACGCUAUUAACAAGGAAAUUUGUAAAGAACAAAAGACCUGCAGUAUGUAAAUCAGAUUGUUGCUCAAGGCUUUUGUCUGUAAGUAUACGACUUACAGCUUUUAGACAAGUACUACAUAAAAUCUAUACUGAAAUCCAGAUUAACUGCUUUCCUGAUCAACUGUCGUUUUGAUUCAUCAUAUACAUGUAUUGUAAAUCAAUUUCAUUUUCAUCUUUCAAUGAAAGAAAAAAUGAUGUUUUCUAGGAAUAAAAAAAUGUGACUUUAAUGAAAUAUUAUAAGAUUUACAGAUUAACUUAUUUCAUAGUCAAACCACCGACUGUUGAUACAGUUAAGGAGCUAUAGAACAGAUUAACAACCAAUAUAGAUAGAGAAGAAGCUAAAUAUCAUAUUAAAAGUUCAUUUUGUAGGUCCUGUUGCUGAACAAUGUAGUUAUCCGACAAUAAGCCCACCCAUAUCUUGUUGUUCAGCAGAAGUAAACAAAUUCUUUUUUAAUGCCAUGCAAUGGCCCAAUCCCCAACUCUGAAUCAGAACUGAUAUCUUCUGUGUUAAAUACAGGAUACCUAUGUAGUGUGAAGUCCUAGAUAAGCUUUGUUUUCACUCAAAUGUAGCUAUCACAUAAAAUAGUCUGAAAUUUAGAAGGAUAUGAUUUCAGAAAGACGUAUCAUUAAGUGUUAUGAUUCUGGACAGACUGUAGCAUGACAUUUAUGGCUGAGAGUUGAUUGGUGUAAAUGAGAGAGUGUAGAAUGAAAUGUUCUGUGUAAAUAAAAAUUGUUUUGUGUGAUAUUCUGAACUGUUACUGAUUAAAUGUAUAUAAACUCUA